Aspergillus melleus is the source of this 3228-nucleotide messenger RNA. RefSeq names its product FAR11/STRIP family protein (gene FAR11). The record is from RefSeq and is a predicted model, not a curated record. The transcript is spliced from 5 exons. Gene Ontology annotation, cellular component: cytosol. NCBI's taxonomy places the organism in Eukaryota, Fungi, Ascomycota, Eurotiomycetes, Eurotiales, Aspergillaceae. The coding region runs from base 1 to 3228 and encodes 1075 amino acids. Gene Ontology annotation, biological process: cytoskeleton organization.
AUGGACGACCCCACAGGCUCCACCGAAGCCUCCAUGCAAGAGCAUCACUUUGUGAAGGCCGAUGAGGUUGACCAGACCGGGACCGAUAUCAGCCCAGUCUCGGACGAUCAGUUGAUGGAAGAAGUCGUUGAGGGAUUGCGACAGGAGCAGGCCUCGCAAUCCACCUCGGCUGCUGCCAAUGAAGCGCCCCCGCAAGUGGAAAAAGCGGCUCGACGACCCGAGUUACGUCGUGAUGUCGCGGCACCGCCGCCGCCUCCCUUGCAACCCCCGCCUCCAGCACCAGUGCAGCAGAACUCAGAACGGCCGCCGGACUCACUGAGUCUUGCACAGCUGAGGCAGCUAGUCCAGGAGAUGCCGAAGAUUGAACAGCCCGCUUAUGCUUUCGAAUAUGCGGAUUCACAGCCUUUCGAGGAAGAGAUCGAGGAAUGGUUUCAGUACAGUGAAUUUGAUAGAGCGAUGCUCCUCGGUAUGAGAUCUUCCUUUGAGCAAAAGUGGACCGCUUUCGGAGAGAGUCAUGAGAUUGGCUCGAAUGUCUCCUGGACUGAGGCAUCUGAUGCUCAGCGCAAGUCGUUUAUCAGCCAGGUCAUUUCUCGCCUAAGAGACCGGGAGAUUUUGGUCCGAAUCGAAGCGCUGGAAAUUCUCUGUUAUGUAGUGACUGGCGUGUGGGGAAUUACUGCAGGCAGAUCUGUCCAUGAUGACGACCAUCAAGACGAUUCUUCGCAGACGGCGGCAAAAAAUCUGACGCCCAAAUCUCUUCAACUCAGUUGGAUCGAGAACAACGUUAGCUUAUUUCACGACUGCUCGGGUAUCCAGCCAUUAUUCGAGUGCUUAUGCCAGACAUUUGAGAAGAAUCGCAAAUCGCCUAAUACCGACUCCCAAAACCCAGGACACGAGAGCGCUAACAUUGCAUUCCUUGCUGCCUCCGAGCGAGAGGCGAAUCUAGUACUCACGGCAUUUUAUUUGCUUGUGGAAACUGGACGGCGUCAGGAGGCCCGUAAUGAGAAACAUACGCCUUUACGAGAUAGUAUCAUGGACUUGAAUCCUAACCUCUUGGUUUUUCUGGUGGAAAUUAUUUCAAGGCUGCGAUGGGACGACUCGGCCAAUGUUCCGCUCACAAGGAUCAUCUUAUUGUUCUGGAAGUCCUUGCUUCUCUUCUUCGGCGGCAGCGACAGUCUGAAGAAAGCCAAAGAAGAAUUAGAGCCAGCCUUCGAGGAGAGGGAAAAGUCGUCAUCUGGAAGAACUCCUUUUUUAACAGCGUCACCGCUUGACUAUCAUGUAUUUCGACAGGAGAUCACGUCCAAGUAUCCCGCCUAUAACCCACCGCCUCUUGUUGUCCCCUUGGAGCUGGAGAACAACUCAAUCCUCCCCCCUCUUCCUCAGCACCCCAGCAGAACAACUACUUCGAACGGUCUCUUUUCUGGUGUUGGGCCGUCGGUUUCCGGCGGAAAUGGCUCAAUCCUUCACCAGUCGGUUCAUAUCGCAACCCCGGCACCGUCGCCUCCACCGUCACCCAUAGGCCCGGGUGGUAAGGCGGGGAAGAAGCAGAACUACCAGACUAACCAGAAUUUCCCCUUCAUGUACCCGCCUCUCGAUGACUCGAGCAACGAUAUCGGUGGCAAAGGGACCGCUGAGAUUCAAGAUGUGCUGGUAGGAAAGAGAUGGGAAGGAAGUGACGUCCCGGCAUCUAUCAUUGAGGCCGGAAAAUUGUUUUCAACGCACGUCAAAAUGACGAGAGCCAUGCGGCAACUAUGGGAAGAGCGAGAGCGGUUUAUGAAAUACGACCGUGGCUGGUACUUGGAUGACAACGAAGGUCCUUCGGAUGAGGGCAUUGAUAUGGAAUUGACGGAGGAUCUGCAGGACUUGGAUCUACAAGAGAAGAAGAAGAAUAAUAGUAGACAAGCCAGCCCCGACAGAGCACCCCAGAAAGAAACCGACAACGAAGAUAUUCAACGUCGCCUGGACGCGGUGGAGUCAUUCUAUACACAAGCACUCGUUCAUUUGCAGUCGAUUACUAUUGUAUUCUUGAAGGUCAUCCUUACCAAUGUCAGUGCUGUGGUCAACCAGGCAAACGGACCGAACAAUCAAUCCAUGGGUGAGGGCUACGGCUCAGUCAAUGGGUACGCGACCGGAUAUAGUAACAACAUCAUUGGCGAGCUCAACUCCGAAGCUGCUAUUGAUGAACUCGACAACCUUCGGCUGCGCGAGAUCACCGGCAAAGCCAUCUCGGGAUCGCUGUUGCUUUUGGUGAAAUGGUUCAAGCGAUCCCAUAUAUUGAAGUUCGAGUACAUGACUCAGUUGUUGCUUGACUCUAACUAUUUGCCUCUGAUCCUGAAAAUGUUCGCCCACCAGGAUGUUGAUCAAGCGGUGGCACAGAAGAACGACCGUGAAGAAUUGGGCUUCUUCCACUUCUGCCACCUGCACUCAGAUCAGCCACCCCAGCAGACCGAACACUCAGAAGGCGAGUCUAGCGAGGACGAAGCUGUGCCGCCCCCCAUUGCCCGGCAUCGACAAGAUUCAGGGCAUGAAGGUAUCUCGAUGCGCGAGUCAUCUCCUGAAGAGCCCACACCCGAUUUCAUCGAAGAAAAUCAUCGGCCCGAGGUUGACGAACUGGGAUACCCAACUGCGCCGCCCCCUAAAGAGCCGAUCACGAUCUUCUCCUUCCGCAAUUUCUUCUCGGCCAUCAAUUACCUGCAUGUUAUGCAGAAGAUCACGCGCGACAAGGCCCACCGGUGUCUGUUACUUGUACAGUACAAGUCUAGCACCAUCCUCCGCAAGGGACUCAAGAUUCCUGAUCCUCAUUUGCGAUUCUACACGCUGAAGCUAUUCAAAUCGCAGGUCCCGUACUGUGGCCGCAAAUGGCGCCAGGGUAACAUGCGUGUCAUCACCGCAAUCUAUCUCUACUGCCGGCCAGAGCUGCGGGACGACUGGCUGGCAGGAUCCGAUAUUGACGCCGAGGUCGAAGAAGCGUUACCUCUGGAGCAAGCCCUUCGGGGCAUGACCCAUUGGUGGCACCUGCGGCAAUACAAAGACGUCAUGGGUGGCGAGGAGGGGACUUCUCUCAUGGAAGAAGAACGGGAUUUCUUUUCUCGCGAGCUUGAGUCGAUGGGAUGGGGGUUUGCGGCCGACGACAUCAAUGGAGUCUGCGAGGAAGAAUUGGUAGCUGCUGGCGGACAUUUGCCCAACGGGACCGAAUGGGAGGCAGGUCCUAUGCAGAUGGAAGGGUGGUAG